Messenger RNA from Temnothorax curvispinosus, 992 nucleotides. It is a transcript of the gene Smn, whose product is annotated as survival motor neuron protein. NCBI's taxonomy places the organism in Eukaryota, Metazoa, Arthropoda, Insecta, Hymenoptera, Formicidae. The record is from RefSeq and is a predicted model, not a curated record. The coding region runs from base 153 to 992 and encodes 279 amino acids. Gene Ontology annotation, biological process: mRNA processing. The transcript is spliced from 6 exons. Gene Ontology annotation, cellular component: nucleus; cytoplasm. Gene Ontology annotation, molecular function: RNA binding.
UUCAAGCUUUUUUGCUUUUACUGCGCGAGGUCUUCCAAAUCAAUUCGGUUCGGAAAUGUUCAGGAUCUGAUGAUCUGAUCCGAGGCAUUCCGAGGUGAGACGAGGUGAUCCGAGGUUGAGAGUUGUGUCCUGAGUGCAUAACGCACGUUUGUAUGUACAUAUUUAUGUACGAGAGAGUUAAGUUUUCAUUAAAGUUGAGCUUAUUUGUGAUUACUUACUUGUGUGACAGGAUGGCUGAGGAAAAUAAUGUGCUUUUUAUAAGGGGAAAUGGAAAUAAAAGUGAGAACGAAGACGUUUGGGAUGAUACUGCGUUGAUACAAGCAUACGAUAGAGCUGUAAAUUUGGCCAAGGAGGAAGUAGCAAAACGUAUUGCCAUGGAUACUCAGGACCGGCAGACAAAGCAAAAGUUACAGAAUUCCAAAUACUCCAAUCACACAAAAACACACAAGAAAUGGACCGUUGGUGCUCCAUGCCGUGCUGUAUACUCUGUAGAUGGACGAGUAUACGAAGCCAUUAUAUCAAAAAUUCAUCAAAAUUCUGGCAUGUGUACGGUGAAAUUUGUUGGAUAUCAGAAUACAGAAAAGGUAGAGAUAAAUUCUCUUCUGGAAUCUGAAGGAUUGCAAAGUCAAAUUGCCCAGCAUAAGGAUGCGUUAACGCAAAAGGCUAAUGACGAAGUCGAUUCCGACACAUCCACCUAUUCCAAUCUGCAAAAUUCCAAACAAAGGAAUGGCGAAAGAAUGGAUUGCGAUACGGAGGAUCCUAGGUCAUUUAAAAAUAAUUUUAUGCCUGGACUUGAAUAUUUUAAUCCAGCGAUAGACGCAAUGCCACCUGCACCACCCUUACCACCAUUAAUGGCUAAGUUGCCCGAAACUGAUGCAGAUGCAUUGUCUAGUAUGUUGAUGUCGUGGUAUCUAAGUGGAUUCCACACAGGUUAUUAUCAUGGGUUAAAGCAGGCUAAAAUUAAUCAGCAGAAGAAAAGAAACUGUCAAUAG